UUCCAAUAUGGUACGACGAUUUGCGUGCACUUUGACCGGCGUCCAGUGAUUAUCGUGAAGAAGAAAAAAAGAAGCAGACACCAAGCAAAAUGUUCAACUGUUGUGGCAGACGGUAUAACUACCGUCCCAUCGAUCUUCAACUUCAACCGAGUGGCUUCGGCGUGCGCCAUGUCCAGACGGUUCUGCUUUUCUUCGGCCUGACGGUGGCCUAUGCCCUGCGCGUCAAUCUGUCCGUUGCGAUCGUCGUAAUGGUUGACAAGAAGUCCGCCAAUCCGGACUUUGAGGAGUACGAUUGGAACGAAAGAACAAAGUCGCUCAUCCUGAGCAGCUUCUUCUGGGGCUACGUCGUGACGCAGAUUCCGGCCGGGCAGAUGGCUCAACGCUUCGGAGCGAAGGUGCUGCUGUUGGGUUCGCUCGGGGUUUGCUCGACGUUGGCCGUUUUGACGCCCUGGUUCGCGCAUAUUGGCGGAAGUCAGCUGGUGAUUGCGUUGCGAGUGGUUCAAGGGUUUAGCCAGGGAUUCAUCUUCCCGUCAACACAUACGAUGCUCUCGAAGUGGGCACCGGUGAGUGAACGAGGGACGCUCGGGACUUAUUGCUACGCUGGAGCGCAGUUCGGAACAGUGGUCAUGUUGGCAGUUAGUGGAGUUCUGGCCGCAUCGUCCAUGGGUUGGCCCAGCAUCUUUUACAUCUCUGGUGCGGCCGGAUGCAUCUGGUCGGUGCUGUGGUUCUUUUUUGGCAGUAACUCCCCGGUGGAACAUCGCAGCAUAUCCCCAGAGGAGAGAAACUUCAUCGAGAGUUCGCUCGGCAAUCAGGAUCACAGCAAGAAGAUUGUAACACCCUGGAUGGCGAUCUUCACAUCGGCUCCGAUGAUUGCACUGAUCGUCGCUCACUGCAGUCACAACUGGGGCUUCUGGACGCUCCUGACGCAGAUGCCAACCUACAUGAAAAGCGUUCUCGGACUAGACAUUAAAAAAAAUGCACUGCUGUCUAGUUUGCCCUAUCUGGCCAUGUGGAUCCUCAGCUUCGUGUUCAGUCCAAUCUCGGAUUUCCUGAUCAACCGACAGUACCUCUCGCGGGUCGUCUGUCGGAAGCUGUUCAACUCGAUCGGUUUGUGGAUUCCGAUGUGUGCCCUGCUGGGACUAGCGUUCGUGCCCAAGGGAGGAACCGAUUUGGCCAUCGCUUUGCUAACCGUUGCCGUCGGUAUCAAUUCGGCUACGUACUUGGGCUUCCAGGUCAACCACAUUGAUUUGGCGCCGAAUCACGCUGGAACCAUGAUGGGUAUCACGAAUUGUGCGGCGAAUAUUAUGAGCAUUAUUGCACCACUCAUUGUGGGUGAGGUGUUGACCGAUGAGAAUGAUCCCAUUCAAUGGCGAACCGUGUUCUACAUUGCGGCAGCCGUUUACUGUGUCGGUAAUUUGGUGUUCGUCACGCUGGGCAAGGCGGAAAUUCAGUCCUGGAACGAGCCCCGGAAUGCGUCCGACUCCGAGACUGGGGUGCCAAACAACCACAACAAUGCCAACGCCGUGGACCACGUGGAUUAGGGUGUGGA
Culex pipiens pallens (northern house mosquito) is the source of this 1549-nucleotide messenger RNA. RefSeq names its product putative inorganic phosphate cotransporter. The record is from RefSeq and is a predicted model, not a curated record. Bases 90 to 1541 code for a protein of 483 amino acids. Gene Ontology annotation, cellular component: plasma membrane. Gene Ontology annotation, biological process: transmembrane transport; monoatomic anion transport. Gene Ontology annotation, molecular function: transmembrane transporter activity. The transcript is spliced from 4 exons. Lineage: Eukaryota; Metazoa; Arthropoda; Insecta; Diptera; Culicidae.